This is a messenger RNA of Malurus melanocephalus (red-backed fairy wren), 4684 nucleotides long. RefSeq names its product DEAD-box helicase 6 (gene DDX6). Gene Ontology annotation, biological process: P-body assembly; cytoplasmic stress granule assembly. The transcript has 14 exons. The coding region runs from base 569 to 2020 and encodes 483 amino acids. Gene Ontology annotation, cellular component: cytoplasmic stress granule; P-body. The record is from RefSeq and is a predicted model, not a curated record. Gene Ontology annotation, molecular function: mRNA binding; RNA helicase activity; ATP binding. Lineage: Eukaryota; Metazoa; Chordata; Aves; Passeriformes; Maluridae.
CCAUUGUUCGCGGGCGGGAGGUGUUGGUGUGGCGCAGCUGCAAUCGGCGGGCCGCGCCGGGCCCGCCGCUCGGCCCCGGUGCUCCGCAAUGCCGCCCGGGCACACUGAGCACCUCGAGAACUCGCUUUGUGCCGGGCCCAGCCGAGGAGAAGGGAAACCUCCGGAGCCGCUGCCCCGGCCGUCCGCUCGCGCCCGAGGAGCACAGCUGUGCGAUGGAGGCCCUUUUUUCUUCAGUCCGUCAGUUUGCGAAAUGGUGGCGUCUCUUAUACCGGAACGGGGCGGUUUAUUGGAUUCCAUGAGACUAUUGAAGCAAGUGAAUUCUGAUAUAACUCAACUUCAUUAGAGGGCUUUUUUUAAAAAAAAAGUUGAACCACAGUGCAUCAGAGCAAGUUACUGCUUUACUUUUGAGUGACUUACAGGUGCUUGCCUGCAUUGCAAUAAAGGACUCAUAUAUUGAGCAAGACUUAUUUAUCUCUUCAUUUUGGAGAGUCUAAUAAACUGUUAUUACAGUUUCUGUACUGACUUUCAAAGUUUUGAAGUCUAAAAAGACAUCUUUAAAGAUAAAAGCAUGAGCACGGCCAGAACAGAGAACCCUGUUAUAAUGGGUCUAUCCAGUCAGAAUGGGCAGUUGAGAGGCCCUGUAAAACCCAGCGGGGGCCCAGGAGGUGGAGGCACACAGACUCAGCAACAGAUGAACCAGCUGAAAAAUGCCAACACAAUCAAUAAUGGCACUCAACAGCAAGCACAGAGUAUGACCACCACUAUUAAACCUGGUGAUGACUGGAAGAAGACUUUAAAACUCCCUCCAAAGGAUUUGAGAAUCAAAACUUCGGAUGUGACCUCCACAAAAGGAAAUGAGUUUGAAGAUUACUGUUUGAAACGGGAGUUGCUGAUGGGAAUUUUUGAAAUGGGCUGGGAAAAACCAUCUCCUAUUCAGGAGGAGAGCAUCCCCAUUGCUUUAUCUGGUAGGGAUAUCUUGGCUAGAGCAAAAAAUGGAACAGGCAAGAGUGGAGCCUACCUCAUUCCUUUACUUGAACGGCUAGACUUAAAGAAGGAUAAUAUACAAGCAAUGGUGAUUGUUCCCACCCGUGAACUAGCCCUGCAGGUCAGUCAAAUCUGUAUCCAAGUCAGCAAACACAUGGGAGGUGCCAAAGUGAUGGCAACAACUGGAGGAACCAAUUUGCGAGAUGACAUAAUGAGACUUGAUGAUACAGUGCAUGUGGUGAUAGCUACCCCUGGGAGAAUUCUCGAUCUCAUCAAGAAAGGAGUAGCAAAAGUGGAGCAUGUCCAGAUGAUAGUUUUGGAUGAGGCAGAUAAGUUGUUGUCUCAAGAUUUUGUUCAAAUAAUGGAAGAUAUUAUUCUCACGCUACCUAAAAACAGACAGAUUUUGCUCUACUCAGCCACUUUUCCUUUGAGCGUGCAGAAGUUCAUGAAUUCCCAUUUGCAGAAGCCCUACGAGAUUAAUCUGAUGGAGGAGCUGACCUUGAAGGGAGUUACUCAGUACUAUGCUUAUGUCACUGAGCGUCAGAAAGUGCACUGCCUCAAUACGCUCUUUUCCAGGCUCCAGAUUAACCAGUCGAUCAUUUUCUGCAACUCCUCUCAACGGGUUGAAUUGCUAGCCAAAAAGAUCUCCCAGCUGGGCUAUUCCUGCUUCUAUAUCCAUGCUAAAAUGAGGCAGGAGCACCGCAAUCGUGUAUUCCAUGAUUUCCGAAAUGGCUUGUGCCGCAAUCUCGUUUGCACUGAUCUGUUUACCCGAGGUAUUGAUAUCCAGGCUGUGAAUGUGGUGAUAAACUUUGAUUUCCCAAAGCUGGCAGAGACUUAUCUCCAUCGCAUUGGCAGAUCAGGUCGCUUUGGUCAUCUUGGCCUGGCCAUUAAUUUGAUCACCUAUGACGAUCGAUUCAACCUGAAAAGUAUUGAAGAGCAAUUGGGAACUGAAAUUAAACCCAUACCAAGCAACAUCGACAAGAGCUUAUAUGUGGCAGAAUACCACAGUGAACCUGUAGAAGAUGAGAAACAGUAAACGUGUAGGCUUUGAUUACACAUGCCAGAAGGUGAAGCCCUAUGAUCCAGAUCUGUGACACAUCGUUUCUUUGGGGAUACCCUUCUCUUUGUGGGUUUUUCUUCAUCUUUUCAUUUCGGAACUAUGAAGACUAAAGAGCUUGGCCUUUUUUUCUCUUUAAAUUUGGCAGCAAGGAAGAAAGAAGAUAAAAGGAGGAAUGUCUUUUUGUUUUUCCACUUGUUUGCACUGUGUGCUGAUUGAACAUUAGUUGCACUAACUGCUGGUUUUAAAUUUUGGUUUCUUUGGGCGGGAGGGACAGCAAGGGAAGAAGAGAAACCCUGAAAAGAGAAGAAUCUUGAUGAACACGAGCUUGUCUGCUAUUUCAAAUUCUUUAACCAUUGAAUGAGUGCAUUUCAACUUCUCCCUGGUUACUCAUCUGUUUCUUAAGCUAAAGAGCUUGUUACUUAUUCGUGCAAAGUGCCUUAUGCUAUGAGACCAUUCAGAAUAUCACCUUUCCAACACAGCCCAAGGAAUCAACAUCCGUUUCUGGUUUCAGGUCAAAGUUCCCCUCUCUUCCCCUUCUCCUCCUUCCCAUGUACUCAAGCCCAGAGCUGGGAGGUGAAGUGUAUUGGUUAUUGGUAAUACAACUUCUUUCUUCAAUUUUUUUUUUAAUGGAGGAGUUGAUAUGCAUCUGCAGUUCACCCAAACUGUAAAUAUCUGUAUUUAAAAUUAAACCAACAUGAAAUCUGGGCUGAUUAGGUGCAGCAUCAUAGCUCCAGAAGGAAAGAGUAGCCUGUGAUCCUUUGCAGGAGCCAUAAGAAAAGCCCUGUGCUCUAGCAGAACACUAAAGACUGGUUUCCAUGAGUCUUCAUUAGUAGUUACAGCACUUGAUAGGUAGACUUGUUUCAGAGCCAUGGCCCUCUUUCUUCUGGUGCAGUGUGUCCCAUAGAAAAUCAGAUGUGUAUAUUGUACAAACUUUGUAAAUAUGAUUUUUUUUUUCUGUUUGGGUUCAUAUAUAACUUCUUUUAUGAUGAAGGUUGCUGAGGUUAAAGGGAUUAGACUGAUUAUGGGAGCAGCUAAAGAUGAGAGGGGCUCAGUUUUGUGCAACACUAAACAAUGAGAAGUGCUCUGACCUCUGUGAAGUGCAGGCCUCCACAAGUGUCCCUUGUUGGGGUGGAUUUGCUCUGGUGCUAGCAACACUGUCCUGUACUGCUCAUAUGGAAGAGAUCACUUGCAGGGCUCCAAGGCCUCCAAAUCCGUAGCUCAGCCUUUUGGGAGAUGCUCUUUGAUUUCCCCCUUAGAAACUUCAGGAACAUGACAAGCUCUGAAGGAGUCCAUGACCUGUGUUCCACCAUGGUGUGAGGGAAAUCCAGUGGGUGUCGCUGAGCAGUAUAUGUGUAAGGUGUGGAUUUGGGUUUGAGAGACCAUAAAAAAACAAUUUACAUGCAUAAACUGACAGUUCUGGAGCUUUGUGGAAUUGAUUCACUUCCUGCAGCACUGCAUUUUCUGCCCAGAGUGGCCUCUGUGCAGAACUGUGAGCAGGUAAGGGCAAACCCCUGUUAUUGUCAGAAGCUGCCGGAAGCUGCUUGCCAUCUACUCUGGUUUGCCAUGAGUUGCUGUCUGUCGUUUUGCAUAGUAUAUUGUUGAAAAGUGCUUUCUGGACAAGUAGUGUUGCUUUAAAUUGUGCCCCUCCCAACAUGCUUGAUGUUUGGCCUGAUAUACAGGCAAAAGGAGUGAGACAAAUCAAAAAAUUACUCUUUUUUAAAUCCCUUAUAGCCUGUUAACCACCAUUGUCAGGAGGCACCUGGAUGAAUGCGAUCCCUUUUGCUCAGUCAUUUAUUGCAUAUACAGAUGCUGCACUCACACCAUGCUUGCUUACCUUUGAGGCAGGAUUUAAUUGUCUUAAUUUCUCCCCAUUGUGACCCUUUUUUUGAAUUGGAGURAAAUUGUUUGGAAUCACAAGGUGGGCUAGCCAUCCAUUUCCUUGAUGAUGAAAAAUAGAAGCCAGGUGCCUCCUGACAACAACUUUACGAGAUUGAAAGGUUUGUGUGUUCGGGAUGUUUUUCUUCUUUUUGUCAGCAGUGACUCCAUAAUUGUAGCAAAUGCUGCACUAGAGUACAAACUCAAGAGCUUGGUCUCUGUGAGCCACAUAGCUUACAUCUGACUGGCAGGUACUAAAUGUAAACAAUUUUGGGGUGCUUUUGGGGGACGAGGGUGGGAGCUUAUGGGUGGUAACUUUGACCAAAAGUAAAAUCUUGCUCCUGUACUGCAGCCAGCUUAUGAUUUUCCAGACAGAAGAGGGAUCAUUUUAAUGCAGCAAAGACAUGAAAAUGUAAAUAAAUUUUGUAUCUCACCAGGGCAUGCACAUGUAACAAGAACAGGAUAGUGAUGUCAAGUCAGGUGUGUGUGCUCUGCUUGGAUUUGUGGUAGGUUAGCCUGGUGCCAUGCAUUGAUGGUCCCUCUUGAAGCACAGAACUUUUGAAAGUAUUACUUUAAAUUGGCCUCUCAUUGAGGAUUGGCACUUACCUAAACUACCAGGGGCACCAUUUUUAGGUGGCUUCUUGUCAAGAAGGAAGCAGCCUAUUUUUGGUGCUAGUAGGCUAUCUCAGAUGCGAUCUUGCAAAUGGAAAGAUGCUCCAGAAGACUAGGAUAAUCCUAGUUUUUUUGGGUUUUUUUUUUUUUUUU